GAGAGUAGCUCCUCCGGCUCUGCAGCAACAGCAGCAGCAGCAGCAGCAGCGAGUCCUGGACUGCCUGUGGGAGGCACACCCACCUAGCCCGGCCGCACCCCUGCGCAGCAGCAUGUCGGCGCUCGAGUGGUAUGCCCACAAGUCUCUGGGCGAUGGCAUCUUCUGGAUUCAAGAACGGUUCUACGAGUCAGGCAACCGGGCCAACAUUUGGCUGGUGCGCGGCUCGGAGCAGGACGUGGUGAUAGACACUGGCCUGGGGCUGCGCAGCCUUCCGGAGUACCUCUACUCCUCUGGCCUCUUGCAGGAUUGCGGGUCUAAAGAGGAUGCAGGACGCCGGCCACUGCUGGCCGUGGCCACCCACGUGCACUUCGAUCACUCCGGCGGUCUCUAUCAGUUCGACCAGGUGGCUGUGCACCGCGCCGAGGCCGAGGCCCUGGCUCGCGGGGACAACUUUGAGACCGUGACCUGGCUUUCUGACAGCGAGGUGGUGCGGGCGCCCAGCCCUGGCUGGAGGGCCAGGCAGUUCCGAGUGCAGGCAGUGCAACCCACCCUCAUUCUGCAGGAUGGGGAUGUGAUCAACCUUGGCGACAGACAGCUCACUGUUAUGCACAUGCCAGGUCACUCCAGAGGCAGUAUUUGCUUACAUGAUAAAGACCGUAAGGUGCUCUUCAGUGGUGACGUCGUGUAUGAUGGAUCACUGAUUGACUGGCUCCCAUACAGCAGGAUCAGUGACUAUGUUGGAACUUGUGAGCGUCUCAUAGAGUUGGUGGACCGAGGCCUUGUGGAGAAGGUGCUUCCUGGGCACUUCAAUACCUUUGGUGCCGAAAGGCUGUUUCGCUUAGCUUCUAACUAUAUUUCAAAAGCUGGGAUAUGCCACAAAGUGUCUACUUUUGCCAUGAGGUCUCUUGCAAGUUUAGCUCUCCGUGUAACAAAUCCUAGGACCUCACCCUAGUAUCUACACUGGUCAUUUGUUUGUAUUAACUGUGUAAAUUAACCCAGUUCCCCCAUGUUGUUGGAAACAGUUACUAGUGAGCAUUUCAAAAAGUGCUUUAAGAUCACAACUGUAUGUUAGAGAAAAAGAUUAAGGAGGAAGCCAAAAGAAAAAAAAAGAAAAAAAAAAAAAAAAACCAACCCAGAGUCUUAGCUUAGUAUCUUUUUCUUUUCUUCGAGGAAGAAGCCACUUAAAUAAGCUUGCAAUUGGCCAAUGCUGUCAUUUCAGAGUGUGUGUCCUGGCAAUGUUGUGAAGUGCUCCAUGCAUUAAGGAUGCACUCACAGCAUCUCAAAGAACUGCCCUUGUCCCAUAGUUUACUUCCCCAGAUAAUGAGGGGGAAAUCAUAUGGGGUUCUGUGCUUAUACUUUACACUUGAUUUUAUCUCCCUAUUUUAUUUAAAGAUAAAGUUUAUUGGGUUCAAAAAUAAGGUAGAACUCAACGUAAACUAGCAUUUAGAAUGACAGCUAAAACAGCCCAUAUUUGUGAUCCUGGAUUUUAUGCCUCCUUUUUAUUUAUUUUUUAAUUUUUUUGUAUAAGGCAUAUAACAUGCUUUCUAACUUUACAGUUGAACAGUACAAUGGAUUUUUGUCUUACUGCAAAGCUUUAAAUGUAAAUUGCAGAGCACUUCAGUAAAAAGCUACUGCUUGUUGUUUGUUAUUGUGUAAGUAAUAUUUUCAGUCAUGAAAGUGAAAUUCAAAUGUAUGUUAUCUAACUAUAAAUUGUCAGAUUUCUUAAAAGGACACUGUCAGGCAAAUUUGAAAAUAAACACAUUGAGAAUAAUUUUUUAUUAUAUCCUAUUUUAGUAUUAAUAGAUACUAUAAACAAAUUUUUUUUCUGGUUAAAUAGCGAUUUCAGUAUUGUGUCAUGUUUUACAGUAACAAAACAACUCCUGAUAUCUCUGACAUCUUGAUGUAAACAAUUCUUUUCAUUAAUAUAACAUGUAUAUUACCACAGAAGAAUAUUUAAAUUUAUGGCAGUAUAUGUAUUAUCUAUUAACUAGAGCCAACGGCCUUCUUAUCCUGAUUCACAACACCUGUUCCUGUUCAGUAUUCGUUGUCUUAAACAAGAACAAGUCAAUGUUCAUAUGUCAUAGAAAAUUACUAAACCACAAUUCAGUGACACGAGGUAAAAUGUGUGGGUUUGGUGCUUUUAAUAAUAAUAAUAACUUAUCAAAACGCCUUUUGGAAUAUUUCAUAAAAGUUUUUAAAACAGUUUCCCACUACCUUUUUUUUAAUUAUUGCUGUUUUAUUAUUGACAUUGUUGACCAAACAGAUCCACUUUUGAAACUCAGAUCACUCCGUACCAGCAGUUCUUGUUUCUGUCAAGUUAUGUAACUUUUUUUCUCUGCAAACUACCCAGGUUUUUUAGGUUUUUAUUCAUUCAGUAGACACACAUGCAGGCAUGCAUGUACGCUCUCACACACACAGACACAGACACAGGCAUGCCACAUUUACACAUAGGUACACAGUACUGUGCUAAACAAUGUAGGAUGUUCAAAAGUGAAAGAACUCACUAUAGCUAGAAGUUAAGGCCACAACCCCCCGAAAAUAAUACAUGCAAGUUGACAUUAAUAAAUGUAAUGCUUAAAUGUAAAGGAUACAAGGAAGGGUGUGAAGUUGGGUAAGGGCAAAUUCCUUGGAAGAAGGGAUUUUUUUAGUCAGAUUUGGAGGGAAGCUGGGAAAUAAAAAAGAUGUGGGAAAUAAAAAAGAAGUUUUCAGGAAUUGCUAGAUGGACUAGCCUAUUCCUUGCGACCGUAUAAAUUUAAUUUUCUGGAAUCCCAUUUCUUCCAAAUAUCAUAUGCUUAGCAUGAAAAAGACGGGUUUGUAAUAUUGUAUAUGUGGCUCAUUCUUAAAGUCAGAUGAACUGAGCUGUCAUGUGCCACCAUAUAAACCUUUGCUGACACUCAGAAAGGAGGUCAUGAUUGGUUCUGUCGUCCUUGAGGACGGUGGGUCUGUUUCAACUGGUGUCACGGUACCUAGAAUAGAGAUUGGUUCAGGGCAACUACAACCACUUAAUAAGCCUUAAAUAUAGCCAUUAUUUUUGUAUCAGCAGCACAAAAUAAAGCCAAAAGUCCUUAAUCAUUGACUAUUUUCUCAUAUUUUAGUAUUUACUUUAAAAUCAGGAUAGAGUAGGCAUUAAGCUUUAUUAGGAAAAUUUAUUCCUGAUGAGAUGUUUAUUUAUUAAAAGUGCAAUUUUUCAGUAUGUUUUUAAAAUUGCAAUGUAAGAUUGCGAUAUUUCACUAUUGCUACCCUGUGAAAAUACAGAAGUAAAUUCAUACUCAUUUGGUAUUCAUGAUCCAUUUUAAAUGUGCAUCCUGGAGGUAACUGACCAUCCUCAGACAGCAUGGGCUAGAAACAAUGCUAGUAACUGCACACAGGUUUGCCUGCUCCCGACCACGCCCCCUCUUAAACCUGCACAAUACACAGAAUUGUCCACAUAGAUUUUUUUUACUUUCUAACAUGCCAUAUAUGUGAAAAAUAAAUCAAAUAAUAUCAAAUCCUAAGAGCAGUUUUAGAAAAUAAGAAAAUAUGUAUUUUCACCCUGACAGUGACCCUUGUAAAUUUAUGAUUUUUUUAAAAUAGAAUAUUGUAGUGGAACUCAAGGUUGUCAAAAUGUUAGACAUGUCAAAAUUAUUUCUUAUUUAUUAUUGCUAAUAAUGAACUUGUGGACUUUCACUUUAUUUAAUUAAUGUCUCUUUUUAACUGAGAAGCUUGAAGCAAACAGAAACUUUGUGUGUUAUACUGAUAUAAUUGAGUAUCUGGUUAUGUGUAUUUGUUCUAAUAUGGAAAAUAUGAAUGUGACAUGCACAAAUUGUUCUAUAAUUUUCAAAUAUGUGUAUGUAAACAUUGGUGUGGUAACUAUUAAAGUGGCCAUGUAUUUCAGUGUUCAA
Messenger RNA from Mus musculus (house mouse), 3881 nucleotides. It is a transcript of the gene Mblac2, whose product is annotated as metallo-beta-lactamase domain containing 2. The coding region runs from base 113 to 952 and encodes 279 amino acids. Gene Ontology annotation, cellular component: endoplasmic reticulum membrane; plasma membrane. Gene Ontology annotation, molecular function: beta-lactamase activity; long-chain fatty acyl-CoA hydrolase activity; medium-chain fatty acyl-CoA hydrolase activity. The transcript has 2 exons. NCBI's taxonomy places the organism in Eukaryota, Metazoa, Chordata, Mammalia, Rodentia, Muridae. The record is from RefSeq and is marked provisional.